Molecule: messenger RNA, 681 nt
Organism: Raphanus sativus (radish)
Lineage: Eukaryota; Viridiplantae; Streptophyta; Magnoliopsida; Brassicales; Brassicaceae
Product: cytochrome b-c1 complex subunit 7-1, mitochondrial
Exons: 4
Coding region: 75-443 (122 amino acids)
Biological process (GO): mitochondrial electron transport, ubiquinol to cytochrome c
Source: RefSeq, a predicted model, not a curated record
UCUUAUGUCUCUCCCAGAUAUCGAAGACUAGCAGCUUCGUUGCGCAAAUCGGUGAAGAGAGAGAUAGAGAGAAGAUGUCUUCGUUUCUAAAAACCUUCCUCGACCCAAAGAAGAACUUCCUCGCUCGUAUGCACAUGAAAGCCGUCUCCACUCGCCUCCGUAGAUACGGUCUGAGGUACGACGACACGUACGAUCAGUAUUACCACAUGGACAUCAAAGAGGCCCUGAACAGAUUGCCCAGGGAGGUCGUCGACGCUCGUAACCAGCGUCUCAAGCGUGCCAUGGAUCUCUCCAUGAAGCACGAGUAUCUUUCCGAGGAACUUCAGGCGUUGCAGACUCCAUUCCGUAGCUACCUUCAGGAGAUGCUGGCUCUCGUUGAGAGAGAAAGAAAGGAACGUGAAGCCUUGGGAGCUUUACCACUCUACCAGCGCACUCUUCCUUGAGCAUAUUUUCCCACCCUUUUCUUAUGAUGAUGAUCAACUCUUCUUCUCUGCAUAAAACUCAUCUCCAAAUGGAUGACAUUUAUAUUUUCGAAAUCAUAUUCUGAACCUGAGCUAUUUACUCUCUUAAAAUGCAUAAGUCUUGUAAUAGUUUCUCUAAACCUGGGAUAUAUUACUCGUCUGUUGUUACAUUUUCAUGUUUGCUGGUUUGAAUAAAAUCGAAACACAAGUCUGGUUUUCA